AUGCAGAGACUAUGGCAUCAAAUUUCAGCUAUCUUUCAGUGGAAGACACGGUCUGAAGAGACACCACAGGAAAAACCUGAAGAAAGCUCCACGUUGAAGUCUGUCAAAGGAAUUGUGACCCAUCUCUGUACCGACUAUGGCUGGAUUAAUGAAACUAUCUUUUUCAAUACUGACAUGUUGUGUGGCAAAGUCCCACUGAACAUUGGGACAAGUGUCAUUGCUCUCGUGGAAGAAAACAAAACAACUCAUACCCAAAAAGCAAUCAAGGUGAAAACUGUGACGAAUCCUGUUGAUGGUACUGAGCAAUCAGACCUCAACAGAGAACUUUGUAUUAAGUGUGUCACCUCGGUCACACAGGACAGCAUCUAUAUCGACAAGGAAACUUCUUUCCCUGCUCAUCUCUUUUCUGGAGAAUUCAUGCCUUGCAGAGGAGACUUGUUGCUGAUUGAGUAUUCCAUGAAGCCGGGCACUUCAAACAUGAACAUCCACACCGUGAGCCCCUUAAGCUCCCAGAAUAUGGAUGAGGUCUGUGUUACCAGUACUGAUGGAAGAACUGGUGUGGUGGAAUCCUGCAUCUUUUUUACUGUAGAUUCUAUCCAGAAACCUACUGGUUAUACUCCGGUGUUGUAUGACAUUGUGAAUGUGGUCGCUGUGGACAGCAUUCAAGCACACUGUUCUUGGAGAGCAGUGUCAAUGAUUCCAGUGGAAAUGUGUAUUGACCAAGCCUUGUAA
Messenger RNA from Onychomys torridus (southern grasshopper mouse), 732 nucleotides. Its product is annotated as cancer/testis antigen 55-like. Bases 1 to 732 code for a protein of 243 amino acids. The record is from RefSeq and is a predicted model, not a curated record. NCBI's taxonomy places the organism in Eukaryota, Metazoa, Chordata, Mammalia, Rodentia, Cricetidae. The transcript is spliced from 5 exons.